AUGUCCGCCUUCCGUUCUAUUCGACCAUCAUCGUCAAAUACCACGCCUCACGCAGCAUCUGAAGGCUCGAGCAGCAGCAGCACCCACGGCGGGAACGAUCAGAGCGGCAACAACGCGAACGCCCAGCGGGGGAGAAAACGGCGCGCCCCAAGCCAUGUGUCACAGAACGCCUGCACGAACUGCAAGAAAGCGCGAGCGAAGUGCGAUGGAGAAGAGCCUGCGCCUUGCAGUCGGUGCGUGAUGCGCGACAUCGCGGACCAAUGCCAGUAUGAAGUCCACGUCAAGACCGUGAAGGAGGAGAUGGUGCGGCGCAUCAAGACCCUUGAGCAGCAGAAUGCAGAUAAAGACCGGUUCAUCCAGCAGAUAUAUGACUCCCUAAAGGGAGGCGCAGACGGCACCGAAGCUAUCCGGCGACUCCGGGAUGGCCAAUCGUAUGAGCAAUUGGCGAACUGGUUAGGCCGCUCUCCAGUCGAAAAUAUUCGCAGGCUUUCACCGGCGUCCGAAACCAAGCUCUCGGAUGUGGUUCGAAAAUACGAGCAGAACGUGGGCGACAAUGGAGCACCACGUGACACCAGCUCCUCUCAGUGGACCAAUGUGGUGAACGAAAAGCUCGCGCAUCACCUGAUUGCUCUCUACUUCACCUGGGUCCAUCCGGUGCAUAUGCUCUUUAGCGAGAAGCAUUUCAUGACGAGUUAUAGCGGUGGAGACCGCCAGUAUUGCACGCCGUCGCUGGUCAACGUCAUGUGCGCCAUGGGAACCUUCAUGCUCCAGGAUCAAGGAGGAACGCCGGUGGAUGCGAAGGGCCUGGGGUCGCUUUUUCUCGAACACGUCAAGGAAAACAUUCAGAAUGAGGACCCUGACACCUUGACAUUUGUGACAACCUAUGCGAUCCUCUUUCUGGUCGAGCUCAGCGCAGGCCAAGCCAGGACCGCAUCAUCGCACCUUCGGCUUGCUGUUGAGUCACUUCACAGGGUUCCUAGAGCGAGUUAUGACGGCGAAGCCGUAGAGCUCGCCGCAUGGGGUGUCCAUACCAUGAACACGUGA
Coniosporium apollinis CBS 100218 is the source of this 1044-nucleotide messenger RNA. RefSeq lists its product as uncharacterized. Gene Ontology annotation, molecular function: DNA binding; zinc ion binding; DNA-binding transcription factor activity, RNA polymerase II-specific. Gene Ontology annotation, biological process: DNA-templated transcription; regulation of DNA-templated transcription. The record is from RefSeq and is a predicted model, not a curated record. The coding region runs from base 1 to 1044 and encodes 347 amino acids. The transcript has 2 exons. Lineage: Eukaryota; Fungi; Ascomycota; Dothideomycetes.